UAAUUUAUUUAUUUUCUAUUAAGUGAUUUCAAGAUAAAACUAAAAGUUUUACUAAACAUAUUGGAAAACAUCAAAUUCCCAUUAACAUUUUUUUAAAGAUAGGGUAUAUAAACAGUCUUGUUAAAACUUCGAAACUAUUAGAAACCAAAAAUUGUAAGAAAAUGCGUGUAAUUACAGUUUUUACCUUCGUGUUAGUUGCCUUUGUGGUUUCAUCUUCCGCAAAACCUGAACUUAGCCGUUUAAAAAUUAAUGUUUUAGAAUCAAACGGUGUUGAUCAAAUACUAAAUAAUAUUAUUGAAGCCACUAAAUACGCUUUCGAUUUGGGAUCAUCCGCUGAUGGGAGAAUGAAAUUACUCGAAUCGCGAUUGAAAACAACAAUAGCAGGUUAUAAUUGGUUUUUAGCUGAAGGUGCAGAUGGUGUGGCUCAUUCUUCAGAAGUGUACGCUUACUUAAAAGUUACUAGUUUUUUAUUCCCACAUACAGUACAUAUCAUAGCUACUUCUCCGUAAUUUCCGAUUAAUAUCGUUUUCUUUAUUGUUAAUGAGACGAAGUAAAUAAAAAAUUUUCAUUGUUCAUAAU
Molecule: messenger RNA, 579 nt
Organism: Onthophagus taurus
Lineage: Eukaryota; Metazoa; Arthropoda; Insecta; Coleoptera; Scarabaeidae
Source: RefSeq, a predicted model, not a curated record